Molecule: messenger RNA, 6223 nt
Organism: Porites lobata
Lineage: Eukaryota; Metazoa; Cnidaria; Anthozoa; Scleractinia; Poritidae
Source: the annotation of a GenBank genome assembly
AUGUUUAUUGGACAGGAUCGCGCUGGAAAAACCAGCUUAAAAAAAUCACUGAUGGGACAGCCUUUCAACCCAGAUGAAGGCAGCACUGUAGGAAUAGAUAUCGACCCUUCACUUUUUGAGAUUUCAACUGAAAUUUGGAGGACAGGGGAGAGAGAUCAGGAAAGAAUCUCUGAAGGAGGUAUUUCUUUCGAGCACCAUGCAGCUCGACUGGUUGUGAGCAAGCUGAACGAAGAAGAAAGUGUUCCCAGUGAAAGGACUGAAGAGGUGGUUCAGUGUGAAAACACUCCACUGACUGACACAGUACACUCAAAUGUUCAAGCAGGCGGUGUGUCAAAUCAGACAACUGCAGAAGUGCGUACUAAAAACAGCCAUUACAAUGGUCCAUUCCUUGACAAUGUUAUAGGAACCCAAAAUAGUGAGAUGACAGAAGGUACAGGAGAAUCUCAUCAGAUACCUGGGAAAGUAGAAACUGAUAAAACCGAUUAUGUUCUGGACGAGACAUUGCCAAUGCUACCCGACGCAACCCAGACUAGGUUGGAGGACCCAGCCUCACCAAAGAUACCAGAAGAGGUGGAACGCUUGAUCAAAAAGCUUUUGCAGAAAGGCAACAAGGAAACAGAUGAAGAGGAUGGCAUUUAUUCUGUACUUUGGGAUUUUGGUGGUCAAUCAGUGUACUAUACAACUCAUCCACUCUUUCUUACAACAAGAGCAAUUUACCUUCUGGUUUACGACCUCAGCCGAAAUCCUCAUGAAACAGCCAAGCCUGUUGUAAAACAGGGAUUGUUCAAGAAAUUUGAAGACUCCUUCAGCAGAAAAACCAAUUUAGACUUCCUAGAUUUCUGGAUGAAUUCCGUUGCUUCUCUGGUCUCUCAAGGCGAGGCUGGUCAGAUAAAUUCUGGUCCUAGAUCUGAAAUUCUGCCAGAGAAACUUCCCCCUGUGUUUCUGGUUUGCACACACGCAGAUGAUCCUUACGACGGGAAAGAACCUCUGGCAACAGCCCUUGAGGUGUUCGGCUCAUUACACUCCAAACCGUACAAAAGCUUCCUGUAUGAUGAUGUGUUUGUUGUGGACAAUAGGAAAUCUGGCCUUGAAUUCGAGUGUUCAGAGGUCGCACGCUUGCGUGAAAAAUUGCUUGCUGUUGCCAAAGAGCUUCCACAGAUGAAAGAAGUUAUUCCGAUCAAAUGGUUGAAAUACGAGAAGGCUAUUCAAGCCGCUGUUGAAGAGGGGCACAAAUGGAUUUCUCUCGAAAGAGCUAAACAUAUUGCUUCUGAAGUGUGCAAAAUUUAUGAUAAUCAAGAGUUUGUGACGUUGCUGAAUUUUUUCCAUGACCAGCGGAUUUUGAUUCAUUUUGAUGAAACUGCGGUGUUGAACAGUUUGGUUAUCUUGGACCCUCAAUGGCUCAUCGAUGUGUUCAAGAAGGUAAUAACCGUUCAACCUUAUGUCCAUGAAAAUAAGGAAGUCAAAGACCGGUGGCAUAAACUUGAGACGACAGGCAUACUAGAUGAAUCACUUCUACAACAUGUCUGGGGUCCUUUGAUAGAUCACCAAGACACAUUUGAGAGCCUCAUUGCGAUCAUGGAGAAAUUCAGCUUACUUUGUCCAUGGCCUGUAUCAGAUUCGUCAUGUACCAAGGAGUACUUGGUGCCAUCCAUGUUGAUGUCAUACCCACCGCAGGACAUUAUCAAGUUGGUUGCUUCUGCCAGAAUUCCCUCUCUUUUCCUUAGGUUUAAAUCAGGACAAGUUCCUCCUGGUCUGUUUCCCCGACUCAUCUUGCAGUUUUUUCAGUGGGGCAAAACUGAAUUUUGGAGCCCAGUAAACCCCCAGAUGUACCUCAAUUUUGCCAGGUUUCACACAUUUGGGGACCAAGACUGUUCCGUGGUCCUCCGGUGUCACUCUGGGUCCAUUGAAGUUGUUGUUCACCGAGGGAAUCUUGUGGUCGAGUCUAUGGAUUCCUUGCACUCAUCGCCGAAUUCUUCUACAAGUGGCCACUAUGAUGCAUUUGAAGCUGCCUGUGCUCGUGCUGUGUGUAGACAGUUAGGUUUGAUGCUCGAGUGCAUGCGGAAUGAAUUCCAUUGGUUAAGGAAUAUGAAGUAUGAGCUAGGUGUCAUCUGCCCGGUCUGUUCCCAGGGAGGUCUGAUCAACUACUGUCGUACUCAUCACAGGCAGGGAUGUGAACGAGAGGAAUGUCUGCACUUCUGGUCUGAGUCAGAGUUGAGCAGUGCUGACAGGGUUGUCUGCACUAAGGAGGCAGCUGCAUUAAAUAACAGAGUUGAUGCCAAUCUGUUUGCACCUUGGCUUGCAGCAGAAGGUAAACAGGUGAGCACGGUGGUACAAUGACUAUUUGAGAGGGGCUGAAGUCACUAAAAUCACUUGUCCCGUGGUUGACCGUUGAUAAUUACUAAGAAACCUUCUGAUUGAGUACGAGGACAAGUGGUAUUUAUGUCUCCUUGAUCGCUAAGGAGGCGUUAGGGGUAAGAUUAGCUUGACAAGUGAUUAUCCUAACCUCAAACUAGUUUUCUCAGCUCUUAAUCGUAUUUAAUCUCUUACCCGCUACCAAAUAGGGAGGACCCUUUGAAUUUAUUAAGAGUUAGUUUCUAAAGAGUCUCGUUUCGUUUUAACGUGGGAGUGAAAACACAAAAAUUUGUUUUAAUCAACUUAGUUGAUAUGAGGCUAAGUAAAAUUUGUGCUUGACGCUCUUCUAGUAACUAUGCCGCUAAUCUACACUCUUUUACUUAGUCGCCUUUAUCAUUUGAAUAUGAUUACAUUUUUGAGUUAAGUAAUAACUGUGUAUUCAUCAACCCUCUCUGUACACUAAAUAAUUUUUUUUCAUUUCCGUGAUCAUCAAAGUUAGCGAUUGAUGAACAUGAUGGAAGACGUAGACUACCUGAUAAUGGAGGUACGUUUCAACUAAUUAACAAUGAUUUAACAGUCGCUAGCCCAUUGGUAGUAGAAAUGUCGAUACGUGAUGCUGAUUUCCGUAAAAUCUCAGACCUUUUACAUGAGACGAUCCGCAACGACGAAAUCUAGUGCAAUACAAAGUUGCAAUGUUCGAACAAUGCUGCAACUAUUCGAAACAAUGUCGCAACAAUGUUGCAACUCUUUGUUGAGCUAAAAAUCGUCGUUGCGAAUCGUCUCGUGUGACAUCACCUUAAUGAAGGAAGAGGGUUCAGUAAUGAAGAACACUGACUGCAAAAUUUCUCUCGACUGGAAAAGAGUUCUGAAAAUAGACUGAAAAUGUAACGUGCUGUGACACUUUUUGGUACCAGAUGGAGGCUCCGAUCCGGGGUGAUUGGUGAUUGGUUUGUCAAAGGUCUAACUUCGCUCUCCGUCAAUUCCUUUUUCGUUUUUCGUUAGAUUUAAUGGUCAUUAGAAUAAAACUAUGAUAGAAAUAAGAAUUAUUGUUCCUUACCUUUCAUUUUACUUUUUCUUUUAACUGGGCCGCCUAGAUGAGCAAUUGGUAUUUUGCGGGCCAGUUUAUUGUAAUACCAUUUCUAAUAAAUAAAGUUGAAGUUGAAGCAGUUGAAGUUAUGGGUGCUGGCAACAUAUCUUGCAGGAAAUGAAAAUACGUGGAUUGCUAUCCCUGAUACGAUAAUGGAAUCACUGCUGUCAGCGUCAUGUGAGCCCAGGGAAGUUGUACAUCAAUUGAAACUGAGUCUUCAGUGGGACCAGGCCUCCUUGGAAGAUCCGACGCCUGAGAACAAGAGAUUGAUUCGUUACUUGGCAACGAAGGCUAAACAUUCAAACAGGCUUGACGUGGUCAAGCACUUGAGAGAGAUCACACCAGCUGGGACCACAGGUGAACUGCAAGAGUCAUGCAUUGUAUUAUUUCGAGGUCAAACCGUGGCGUAGUUUUAAGAGCACUCUCCUUAGGCCGAUUUAGACGGUACGAUUUUUGCUUACGACAAUCGUACGCGACUAGCAUACGUCGUUACUUUCGACCAACCACACGCGCACAAUUUUCACUUACGACAUCCACAUGUGUCGUACGAAUGUCGUGUGUCUAAUUUACACGAACCGAUUUGUCCUUAGGUCAUGACGAUAGUCUUAAGCAAAACUCGUGCCGUCAAAAUUGGCGCUACCGGUGUAGCCUGGGUUUGCAUCUUGGAGUCGACGCCAUAUUUGGGUCAAGUUUGCUGCUUGUUCUCAUUCUUAUUAUCCUGGUGCAGGGCUUUAAAAAACUCCUGUCAGGUCGUCUGGGACAAGUAGAUUUUUUCUUCGGGCAAAUAACUUUUUUACCUCACUUGUCUUGUCUCUGGUAACUAAAUCAUUAGCUAGGGCAAGCAAGCAAUGGCCCUUAGCAAGCAAAAUGUGAGAGCUACUUGUGCAAAGGACAACAAUUCUUUCCAAUCUAGAAUGCACACCCUUAACAGAAGUUUCUCAAAACAAAUUACAAUUAUAAUUCUAGCUCGACUUCAGUUUUCAGAACGUUUUGGUGCUCAAAUCGAAAAUAGUAAUCUUUUCGUUUUUUCUUUUCUCCUUCUUCCCUUCUUCUAGCUAUCUGUAUUUUCCCUUUCUUGCGAUUUUCGAUGAUAUCGGACCCCAAAACUCGCAUUUCAGCCUCACUCCGGUCAAAUGGCUACAAUAUUCGGCAGCUACGUUUUCAAAAGUCUAGCUAGAAUUACAUGUUGCUCUUGUCAUAGAAAGAAAUUUACACUCUAUGUAGGCUGGUCUCUGUGAUGUCAGGGAACUAAAAGUAUUGCUUGUUACUGCUCUCUGGAUGUAGUUUUAAUUCAUCCGGACUAACUCUUUGUCGGGUGUCAAGAUAAUAUGCAGCGAAGUUUGUUGUCUGAGGAGGGCCACGUUUGCUGGCACGAGGUUUUGAAUGGUUGAUUUUGAACUCGUACCUGCUAGUUUGUUAAUUACAUCGUCGCAAUGUUUCUGCCUUUUGUAGACGCCGUUUCCGAUCACGUUGAUUUUUUAUUAUAUUUCUAGGUCCUCUGUUGUCCGAUCACCUCGAUAUUCGGAUUAUCCCUGUUGGUCAGAUGAGAGAAAUCACCAUUUAUUUGAGCGGUUAGUAUAGUACUCACAGGCAGCCAAGGAUUAGUAAUGAUGACUAUGAAUCAGGGUUCUUCUUAACCUUUAUACCAUACCUCUUCGAAAGGUGAGCUUGGCCUGUCUGUGACUUUGUCAUUUUCGGCCUGGAACAGGUGUAUACUGUUGCCACCUCCAUUUGUUUUUCUAUCAUAAUCAAUACUGAAUGGCCAGCUAGACGAGCUGUUUAACAUUUAAUUUUGGCUAAGUAUGUAGAAAAUUGCAGCGCAAAACUCGAUUACACUGAAAGUGAGAAUUCCCUGUGAGGUGUUUUUGACAAUUCCCAUAGUCUUGAAACGAUAUACUUAUAGAAUUACAUCUAAGCAUUUUGUAAGAAGGAUUAACGCUACCAACACAACUUUUCUGCGACUACCAGUCGUCUUUGGUAAGCUCGAUUGUUUUAACAAGUGUUAUUGUGGAUCGUCGAUUUGACCUUGAAGACUUGUGAAAAAAUCUGAGAAAAAAUUCUUCUUAUCAAACGUUUAUAAAAUAAUGAUAAGAUGAAAAAGUAAUUCGUUUCGUAUUCUUAAGAAAGCAAUUUGAUUGUUUUUGCCAAUCACCGAACUGCUUUGGAUCGGUGAAGCGUUCCCCAUUCAUCUAUUUCUAUGUAAGAAAUUAUCGUUAUUUUUUUAAAUGUUGGCAGGUGGAGAUCAAUGGAAGGACGUUGCUGAAAAACUGGGAUUAUCGCCAAACGAGAUUCGUUUUCUUGAGAGAAGAACACUAAACCCAUGUGACGCUACACUGGCGUUCGUUUCUCAGCGGUCUUAUCUAAAUGUGGGAUGUCUGUAUGAUGUGCUUACUGAGUGUGGGCUGCCUGUGAUAGCUGAUUUGUUAUGAGGCGACGUCAUAAACUUACCACGGCUUUUACUGAUCCGAGACUUUAAAUCAAUCCUGCCAAGCUAAUAUGGGCUUCCUGUGAGACGUUUCUCGAAAUGCUUGGCUUGACUUAGAGGUGUUUAAACGGAAAAGAGUAAUUUCUGACCCGUUUAAAGCAGACUCUCUCAGGGAUAAAACCACUUUAUCUGCAAUAGCAGUAAUAGUAGCUAGUGUUAACUUUAUUUUAUGUGGUCUAAUACACUUAGCCCAUUACAGUAUUGUAAGUAUCGCUAUUUUCCAUGUAUUGCCACAAAAAAUAUAUCAUAUAAAAAUCUGGGAAUACGUAUAGUAUUAAAAUAAAAUAAAACUUUGUACG